AUGGAACCGUACAAGAUGAUGUGUCGUGAUAACUCUACCCAGAUCACCCAGCCACCAGCUAUUCAAGUUCAAUGUAUCGAUCCUCCCAAGCCAGUUAUCAUUGGUAUCUAUGGCCUCCCAGGGUCUGGCAAGACCUUUUGGUUAGGUCAGCUCAAGACAGUUCUCAACAACGAGGGAUUUGCGUUCUAUGAUGGUAGCGAUGUUAUUGCAGCGGUGACUCCUGGAGGUCUCGAAGGAUUCCACAACCUGACAAAUGAGGCCAAAAUCGAGUACCGGGAGCGUGCUAUAGCCAAGAUCAAGCAGGAGUGCUGUAGCACAAGGAAAACUGCCAUCGUGGCUGGGCACUUCAUGUUCUGGGCUGAGGGAGAUGACGAUGGCCACUCGAUUUGUACACCAGCAGAUUUGGCUUCAUAUACCCACAUUGUGUAUCUGGAUGUCCCCGUUGAGAAGAUUGCGGGGCGUCAUGAAAUCCUUUUUGCACCAAUAUUACCAUUUGUCGAAUCUCUCCACCUCCUUAUUCAUGAUUUUCAUCGCCACACGGAGGCAUACAACACGCAUCUCGCCAAAACGAAGAUGGAUGAGAUACUCGGUGCCCAUUCCGCCUUGGAAACUAUAAUCGUGAUGGAUGCAGACAAAACCUUGGCCCAAGAAGAUAGCGGAGUGCUGUUCUGGGGGAAGGCCGGUGUUACCUUAGCCGAGGGAGAAGGUAGCGACCCUUUGAAGGGUUUGUUCAGCGGUCCUCUGGGAUAUUCCUAUACUGCCUUUCGGCAGUCUACACUGCUGUAUGAAGAGGCUAUUGCCGAGGAGGACUUCGAAGUCUACUGCCAGCAUCUAUCGUCAAUGAUACAUAUGCACCGUGAUAUCGUGGAUCUGUUACACUUGGUUCGCGACACGACACAUGUCCGGGCAACCGUGGUUACCUGUGGGAUCCGAUCUGUUUGGGAGAAGGUCCUGAAGAGAGAAGGGCUUUCGGACACAGUCGAAGUAAUUGGAGGUGGCCGACUCAGUGACGGUCUUGUUGUCACGCCCUCUCUGAAAGCUGACCUGGUGACUCAUUUGUGUGCCGUUCAGGGCAUGUAUGUUGUUGCGUUUGGAGAUAGCCCUUUGGAUUUGGCAAUGCUUCAAGCCGCAGACCAGGGUAUCGUUAUUACCGGGGAAGACCUGACCCGAAGUAAGAGUAUGGAGAAGAAGCUGGCAGAGGUCAUUGGGAAAGAUGGCUUCCGGCCAUGCCAGAUACUACUACCCCAACACGCAAUACCACGCCUUGAUACACCACUGUUACCCCUAGCACGGCUAACAGAUAAAUGUUUCAUCGACUCGGUCCUCGCCAUACGCAAAAACAAAAUUCCUCAUGUCCUUCAUGCAACUGACCGGCCUGGAGUCAGAUGCCUCAUGACACAAAUGCGAGAUGCAUCCAUAUCUGGACCUGCGCUACGGGAUGUUCACCGUCGAGUCGGAUGGUAUUUGGGAAUGGAAUUUUGCACCCAAAUCAUUGGAAUCGAAUCUUAUCCUAUUCCGCAUGUCGAAGGCCAUCAAGCGGACGGCCAUCGACUCCUGAACGAGAAAACAACACUGAUUGUGCCGCUAAUGCGCGGCGGCGAGCCAAUGGCCUUUGGUGUCAGCGAUGCCUUCCCCCUUGCCGUGUUCCGACAUGCGAAGAUUCCAAGCGACAUUCAGGAUGAUGAUCUGAAGAACAUGGCGACAAUCAUACUAGUCGACUCAGUGGUAAAUACCGGGAAGUCAGUAUUGGAGUUCAUUGACCAUAUCCGCAGCCUACACACGACGAUCCCCAUUGUGGUUGUCGCGGGAGUGAUUCACUCUCAAACUGUUUCUACAAGCAGGAUUGCUCGGGCACUCGGUCGAUUUAGUGGACUGUCUUUCGUUACCCUCCGUCUUUCUGACAACCAAUUUACUGGCAGAGGGACUACUGAUACCGGUAAUAGGUUGUUCAACACAGUGCAUAUCGUUUGA
Messenger RNA from Penicillium griseofulvum, 1971 nucleotides. RefSeq lists its product as uncharacterized. The transcript is spliced from 2 exons. The record is from RefSeq and is a predicted model, not a curated record. Bases 1 to 1971 code for a protein of 656 amino acids. Gene Ontology annotation, molecular function: magnesium ion binding. Gene Ontology annotation, biological process: L-serine biosynthetic process; dephosphorylation. Gene Ontology annotation, cellular component: cytoplasm. Lineage: Eukaryota; Fungi; Ascomycota; Eurotiomycetes; Eurotiales; Aspergillaceae.